Molecule: messenger RNA, 1893 nt
Organism: Verticillium dahliae VdLs.17
Lineage: Eukaryota; Fungi; Ascomycota; Sordariomycetes; Glomerellales; Plectosphaerellaceae
Exons: 2
Coding region: 1-1893 (630 amino acids)
Source: RefSeq, a predicted model, not a curated record
AUGCAAAAGGUGCAAGGACCGCCGCACCAGAUUGCUCUCCCUCCGCCGUAUGACAAGAUCCCCCCGGCUUUCCAAACCAAUGUCGCGAUCUCCGAUAUUCGCGAUGACAGUCAAAAAGAGGCUGAGUAUCGCGAAAAUUUCGCCGACUAUGUGGUUUUCCGCUUCGAGAAACUCAAUGAUCCGGGAGACGUUGAUGAGGGAGGUAACCGUAGAAAGCCCAACUGGGAAAAGGCAACUAGGAUCAAAGUUGAAAUGUCAAAGGAGGCCGCUGCGGGCGAAAUCUUCCGAUUGAAGAAUAAACACCGCCAGUUCUGGGAGAAAAAGCACGCCCUAGAGCCAGCCCAACGACUGCAACUCGACCAGACCCUGCAGCUGCUCCAGAAAGGUGAACAAGACCAGCGAUUUUACUACGAGCUGGUCCAGAUCAAGGAACUCGUCGACAAGCGCACCGCUGAGACCCGCCAUCAUUCAAAGCAUUCAAGGGAUUACAGAGAUGGACGCAAGAGUGCCACCACAAGAUCCAAGGCCACGGAUUCCCAGGACAGUCGAGGAAGAGGUCCGGGAGAACAACGCAAGCGGGAGCAGCUAUCCAUUACUGCCUUCUAUAAGCGACUUCUUCGACCCGACGUGAAUGCCAUCGAUAUGAUGAUGAUGCAGCAGAACCCGCCAACACAGCGUCCACAUGCCCACGAGGCAACGAUGUUCCUGCCGCAGGGUCUUUAUGCCCAGCAGCAAGCCCAAGCUCAAGCGCAACGUGGCCCGCCUGGAACACGUAUACAUCCGCAGGCGUUGGCUCAACCUCAGCACCAGCGCGUAGAGACACAGGCACAACGGCAGGCACCGCCGCUGGGGCCAGGGCAAGGUCAAGUGAGAGACCAGGGCCAACAACCAAAUGCUCCGCCUAGGCCGCUCAUGGCACAGCAUGGUGGCGUGCAGCAGCAAAGUCAGCACAACGGGCCUUCUACUAAACUUUCACCUCAGACUCAGAGCCAAAAUGGGCAGGCUCGGCAACCCCGGCAACAGGGUAUGGCGCAGAAAAAGCCCAAUAACAGCGUCAACAUGCGCGAUUCCAGUGGCAACCGAGCGUCCGGAACGGAUCAUCGAUGCCGUCGAGCUGAAAAACAUUCAAGGUCUCCUUCAACAUCAUCUUCGUUCUCGAGUAGCUCCAGUGAGGGAUCCCGGUAUGCCCCCAUAGCAUCAUCUCUCUCCGGCGAGUCGCGACACACAGGUCGUGGGCGCCAAAGAAGUCGCAGCCGAGGGCGCCGAGGGCGUCGAAGCCGCACCCGAAGCCAAAGCCUAGAACAAGGACAUGCCGUGGACGGCGUUGGUUAUGCGCAUCGGGUGAUCGGUGCAUCUGGAAGACGACCAGCUUUCAUUCGAUCAGGCGUACGCGUAGUCGAGCCUAGAGAUAUCACGCGACGUCGAACGAUGGAAGAAGAGCUCGAUCGAUUAAAUCAUUUGCGGAUCGAAAAUGAUAUGAGGCUCGACGGCGGCCUUGAGUUUGCGAAUGGGCCUCAGUUCAACGAGAGAGUGCAAUACGAUAGGAGGCAAUACUUUGAUGGGGAGGCGGCUUUCGUGAGAGAUGUGGAACGUGAUGAACUGAGGCGGCAGAUGACGCUAGAACAGCAACUCUGGCCCCAGCAAGAGGUGGAUUAUGAUAUUGUGGCCCCGGUGGUGGAGGGGGGGAGGAUGCGACAGGGCCGUGUGCCUCCGGAGUACAUGGUGUACAGAUCAAGAUCCCCUAGCGACGCAUAUUUUGAGAAUCCAUUUUGGCCGAUGAAGAGCGUCGGGGCGAAUACCUCGAGGCCCAUGGAGGCGCGGGGGGCAUUCUCCUAUGGCAACGCGGCCUAUGACGGUCGCACUUCUAUAGUCGGUUGCCGGAGCAGUCAUUAA